UGUGACCCUUUCACAGAUCACAACUAUAUAACGGGGGUUAACACCUCAUGUCGAUGUCAGUUGUUCAAUACCGACCAAAGCAAUUACAACAUUAAACAUGAGAUUAUUUAUUACAUUGGCCAUCGCAUCCUUCGGGGUGAUGGGAGUCCUCUCUCAAGGAGGAGGAGGAGGUGGAGAAGAGUUCGGUCAUCACCGCGAACGUGGAGAAGUGCACGGACUUAGCCGAGGAAUCGAAGUUGGACGUCACCAUCGUGGAGAAGAAGAAGAAGGCGGCCGAGGACAUGAAGAACGCGGAGGUGGUGGUGGCGGUGGCGGAGGCGGCGGCGGUGAAGUCGGCUUUGGCGGAUCUCACUUUAUCACUCCCGUUGAAGUGCACCAUGAAGAACUUAUUCAUCUUAAAGCCCAUCCCGAGUUUCACUAUGAAUACCGCAUUCGUGACCACAAAACCAAGGAUUAUCACCAGAAACAUGAAGUCCGUGAUGGAUACAAAGUAAAGGGUACCUACAGUUUGUUGGAACCUGAUCACAAGACCGUCCGUGUAGUCGAUUACACCUCAGACAAGAAACGAGGAUUCGUCGCGAGAGUCUCUUACAAACCACAUUAUUAAAAUUACCAUUUGCCAUAAUUUUAAAUGUUAAUUAUUGUCUAGUUUUAAAGUCGACUUGUUUUGUUGCGAAAUAAAGUAAAUAGUCUUGA
Messenger RNA from Tribolium madens (black flour beetle), 696 nucleotides. It is a transcript of the gene CPR18, whose product is annotated as adult-specific cuticular protein ACP-22-like. Bases 98 to 607 code for a protein of 169 amino acids. NCBI's taxonomy places the organism in Eukaryota, Metazoa, Arthropoda, Insecta, Coleoptera, Tenebrionidae. The transcript has 3 exons. The record is from RefSeq and is a predicted model, not a curated record. Gene Ontology annotation, cellular component: extracellular matrix.